Messenger RNA from Drosophila eugracilis, 8959 nucleotides. It is a transcript of the gene bbg, whose product is annotated as multiple PDZ domain protein. The record is from RefSeq and is a predicted model, not a curated record. NCBI's taxonomy places the organism in Eukaryota, Metazoa, Arthropoda, Insecta, Diptera, Drosophilidae. The transcript has 9 exons. Gene Ontology annotation, molecular function: protein binding. Bases 486 to 8441 code for a protein of 2651 amino acids.
GUCAGUUUGAGUUUGGUUCGUAGCGCGUUCGCACACGCGCGCUCUUUAUAGUCGACCAUAUACAAAUAUACUAGUUUGUUCCCCAACCGAUCAGAGAUCUCAGAUUCAAGAUCCGAUCUGACCGUUGCCGUGCCUCUCGCCGUAUUUCGCGCUCUCUAAUCAGUUGGCCAACGUAAUUUUUGGGUCUGCGUAGCGUACUUCGCGGCUAAUUUCCAACUUAAAAAAGUGAAAAAAAAACAACAACAACAACAACAACAAAAUCUGGCAAAUAAUUGAGUAAUUAAAGUUAAACUGCACUAAACCAUAACUAAACUAAAGUGAUAGGCUAGAAAUUUUCAAAAUAUAUAAAAGUUAAUCAAAGUGUUUAGGCUAAAAACGAAGCCUAUUUUUCCUAACAGUGCAUGUGCUCAAAAAUCAACAAAAACAAACUGAAACCACUGAGCCAGCAGACUCUACUCAAAAGGUCCUAACUCAAAACUACAAAAAUGGCCUCCACAACAAAAGAGAAUGGCACGACAGCGAAGACAGCAACCAUGGAUGAUGACUACAUAACGGUAGUUGAAGUCGAUGAUCCCACGUCGUCCUCAAAGGAUCGCCUUAAGAAGCUAGUCAAGCGGCAGAGCUCCGUGGCAGAGGACUCCUCGUUCAUCACAGUGCUGACCAUUAACGAGAUGGAGCUUCUGCAGCAGCGAAAACAGGAAGAGGGAAUCGGGAAUGCCUCAAUCCCAAUUAAAGAAGAUCAAAUCGAGGAUGUCACAGUGUAUAGAUUGCCGGGAGAACGUCUCGGUUUCGGCCUCAAAUUCCAGGGAGGCACCAGAAACACAGAACUCGUCCAAAAACUGUACAUACAAUCCUGCGCCGCCGACAGUCCCGCCUCCAAAGUGUCCACCAGUUGGGGUAAUCUUCGCGAGGGCGAUGAGAUUGUCAGUAUCGAUGGUCGAGAUGUCAAGGAGAUGACCCGGAUCGAUUGUGUCCGUGGGCUGAAAGACAAUGUGGCCAUUCAGUUGGUGGUGCGCAAUGGUCAUGGACAGAAACCACCAAGCGAAGAGGAUCCACAGCAGCAGUUGGAACAGCUUUCGAUCACAUUGAAUGCCCAACCACCGCCACCGCCGCCAGUGCCACCAAGAAAAUUGGUCAGGCGACAGAACUCCAAGGAGAACCAAGCACAGUUGGUGAUUGAGAAGCCACUGACACCACCGCCAGAUGCGGAAUACUACCUGAAUCUACUUACCGAAUCCAUCAAGGCGGGGUCUGAGUCCGAUGAUACCGCCAGCACCAUAUCCACCGUCAUCGAUAAGUUCUCCAUGGGCUCGAAUUACUCCUCGGAUAGCAGUCUCAAUGGUCAUGAGUUGGCCAAGGUUUUGCAACCUUUUACUCUCCUCGAGCAGGAGUUCCUGCCCUUGGAACAACCUCUCGGGCAUCCCAAGUUGCUUAUUCCUGGCAACAACUACGAGAAUGUGGAAUUCAAAACGGAGAAGGUCAAUGUGUAUGAGAAUGUGGUGCUCCGAAGUCCAGAAACGACGCCCACACCAAAGCCCAGAGUUCAAUUGGCCACCGUGGAACCCAAAAAACGAUCCAUUAUUCCCAUGCCAAGGAAAAUUCCCACACCAAGCAAGCUGCCAAUUGAGGUGACUCCACCACGUGUUCCCUCAAUGGAGGAGCCCAAAACACCAACUAACGAGAAGUUGGACUCUCCUAAGACACCCACAAAUGAGCUCAAGGAGUCACCAAUUAUUACUACCAAAAUACCUAAGGCCAAGUUCUCGAGGGCCAAAACCGAAAGCGAGAUCAAGCUGCCCUUGCAGCCCUCGAAACAGCAGUCACAACAGGGAAAAUCCCGCAUACCCAUAGUCAGUACACCCAGUCCAAAAGUGAUUCCCAAGCCAGCGUCACCCACAUUGAAUGGGUCAUCACCAAGUUCAAAUAUUCCACGGCUGUUGCAGAAACAGAAAUCUGAAACGGAUUUAAAACUAAACUUGUAUCGAAGUAAAUCCAAGGAGGGCAGUCCCAGACCACCUUUGCAGAGGGCCAACUCAGCAGAGGCCCCGGAAAGGACCUUUAUCCCUGUACUUCUAAAUGGCAACUCCAAGAGUUCCAACUCCCUGGAAAGCAUCAGUUCGCUUGGAAGUAAUAGCAGUGGAAAUAGUGGAAGAUCUCCCAAGGGACCCAAGCCCAAACCACCAGAGCGGGUCCAAUCGCUGCAGAAAACCCAAAUACCCAAGCUCCAGACACUGCCAACUACUCCACCUCAACAGAUUCCCAAACUGAGUAUGCAAACCUUUAAGCAAAGCCCACCCACACCCAGAUCAACGCCAGUGGGUACACCAUCACCAACCAGCAAUCGAGAGAUACGCUUCAAGAUUCAGACGUACGAGAGCAAGACCCAGGACGAAGAUAAAUUGCCCAGCCUAUUUGACCUAGUGCACAGUCAGGAGAAGGAUAAAGAUAAGGAUAAGGAGAGUGAUUCACUCCAGAUCCAUAAUAAUAUCACAGCACUUUUGGCCGCCGCCGCUGCCGAGGCUGCCGAUCUCUCCCGUGAAUCUCCUCCGCCGCUGGUCGUUGGGAAAUGCAUGAAGAUUGUCGAUGAUAACAAUACGACCACCUGCUAUUCCAGUUCUAGCAGUGGGGAGGAGGAUGAGGAUGAUGUGAAUGCUGCCAACAGUGAAUAUAUCUGCGAAGAUGGCGAAAAGUUGGGACCGCCAGAGCUGAUAAAUGGGCCAGGUCCAUCGGAGGCUUAUUUCAAUAUGUUCUGGCACUCGAACAUGCUGCCCACCAUUGGCGAGGUCGAGGAAGAGUUCUCCUCCCUGGAACCGCAAUCUUUGACCAACGGAAACCUUGUCAAAUCAGAGGAGUCAAAGAAGUUACCCAAAAUGGAAGUAAACGCUGGUGGUGGACUGACCCAGCUGACUGACGAUAAGAUUGCUGACCAUGACGCAUGUGAAACGAGAGUGGAUAGUCGUAAUGACACCACAACGAACCAAGGAAUCCAGGAGAUCAGCUCGUCUAGCUCGAGUUCUAUGAGGAGUCAGAAGACCACCACAACCACUCGAGUGACCACCACUAAGACCUGUUCUAGUUCCAGUUCUUCAAGUACCUCCUCCUCCAGUAGCUCAUCCACCCUUAUUCCGGAUAUCGCAUUUAAGCUGCAACCAUAUGAGGAAAGGGAGGAGAUAUUCUCGGAACCCAUUACCAUUAUCCAUGAGGAACGACGUGUGCUGAGCGAACAGAAGACUCUUAGUGAAUCGAGGACCCGAGAUGCUUUGACUGGCGAGGAACAGCUGGUAACUAGUGCCAAUUCGAAAUCGAGCAGUGCCCGCUUCAAGAAGAUCAGCAGCAACGACAACCUACUCGACCUUGGUGACGAGCAGGAGAUGCAGGAGCAGCCGUUGACCGCCACGAUUACCCAGGAAUCGAGUCUAAGGGAGCGAUUGGAGUGUCCUCAGGAUAACCAGAGUAUCGAGCGGGGUACUCUGACCCUAUCCGAGCGGGGAAAGCAGCUGAGCGAAAACGAAGGACUUACCACCUACACGGAAUGUGAGACGAGCGAAAAGGAGUCUUACUUGGAGGCCCAACAGGUUCUCAAUGGAUCUGGUAGUACUACAUCCCAUGAUGAAAAUGGUGAUUUGCCCACUUUGGAAAGAGAGUUAAUCGAAACUGUUACGGUUACCAACGAUGGUGAGAAGCAGGUCACUAAGAAAUUGGAACAGAGCAAGGAAAUUGCCGGCAAGAAGGGUCCUAAGCUUCUCAAGAAAACCGAUGAAGAGCGUCGUCUCGAGCAGGAGGCCCAAAAGCUGAUCGAAAGCUAUCAGAAAGUCAAGAAGGAGGCGGAGAAGCUGUAUAAACUGGAUGAUGAUGAUACCCAGGGUUUUGACCUGAGUGCCUUCGAGCAGGUGGAGAAAGAGGAUAAGCCGGAAAUCGUUGAGGAAAGCCAAAAGGAGGUUAAGGAAUCCCAACCAGCACAUGUGGAUAUCCAAAUCAUAGAAGAGGUUAAAACCCCUGAUCAGGAAGUCAAGGAAGAGGUUAAAGUCUCUCAAGAAGAAGUCAAGGAACAGGUCAAAGUUGUCAAAGAGGAAAACAAAGAGAUUGUCUCUCAAGAGGCAGUCAAGGAGGAAGUCAAGGUGUCAAAUCAGGAAGUUAAAGAAGUCUUGAAGAGUGAAGUUAAAGAGGAGGUCAAGUCCCUCAAGGAAGUCAAAGAGGAGGUCAAGGUGUUACGUCAGGAAGUCAAGGAGCAGACCACUAAGAAAGAGGCUGUCAAAGUAGUGCAUAAGGAAGUGAAAGUGAUUCAAGAAAGUGCCAAAAUCACCACAAGUCACAAGGAGUCUUCCAAAGAAGUCAAAGUCUCCAAAGAAGAAGUCAAUGUUUCCCGGAAGGAAAGUGAACUUCCUGCUUUGACGACCACAACAGUAGAGGUCAUUUCACCACCUCUGGAAGAUGACUUGGGCUAUGUCCUUCACAAGCACAUUAUUCUGCCCCAAGAGAAAGUCAAGAAGGCACCAACUCCCUUACCCAAACCCAAACCCAAGCCUCCAGUUCCCACCAACAAGCCCAAAAUGCCAGCAACUCUGACCAAACCGAAGACAGCCCCGCCACCAGUGCCCACUAAGAGGAGUGAGGUGACUGGAUCGAAUGGUAAGCCAACACCCAGCCAAAGACGCAGCAGUUUGGAAAACUCCCAGCCGCCCAAACCACUGGAACGUAUAAUUGUGGGCGUGGAGCAGCGGGAUGAGACGGAAAAGCCACAGCCAAUUAUCAACUUGGCCAGCGUGGAUCUGCCAAAUGUGGCGUCCAACGACAAACAAACGACCGCGGAAACAAGUCCCGUGGUGGAGAUGCCACCGGAUGAGCUUCAAUUCGAGAGCCACCAAUUGCCCGAUGAUGGGGCAAGGCAAAAGGAUUCGCACCAGGAGUCAAAUGACCUGCUCAGCGGUUCGUCAUCGUCGUCGGUUACCACACCCAUAACAACGCCAAUUUUGGUAUCUGCCACCUCAUCGAUGGAUUCGGUGCAAAGUGUCAUCGAGGUCGUCAAUGGCAAUCACCAACACCAAACCGACGAUGACGACAUUGAUGAAGAUGAAACGGCUGAUGAUGCAGUGGAGGCCGAAGGACUAAAGGACGUAAGUCCUGUCGAGGAGGAGGUGACAACAUUGCCGCUUGACAGAGAACAUGAAUCAGAUCUUGGCACCCUGAGCAACCAUCACAGCAACAUUAGCAGCAUCAACGCAAGUAGCAACAUCCCGGCAGCAACUUUAAUAAUCAGCAACAACAGCAGCAGCAGCAAAAAGACAACCAGCGAGGCAGCAACCACAGGCAAAACUGCUCCACCACUGAACCCUGGCAAAAUGGAGCUGCUGAGCAGCAACACAGCCACAGUCACGACAACAACGACAGCAACGCAUCACCUGCAUCAGGCAACUACCACAAAACAGCUGCUGGUGCAGGAUUACCUAAGCUACGCAUCGCCACCAACCUAUUCCCGCCUGCCGCCCGAUGGUCAUGAGUUUCCGCCCAAUUUCAGCGAACCACUGAUCAUGCACAGCCACCCACUGAAGGUGACCACCGAAUUGAGCUACGAGAUACAGAAUGGCGGCAAGGAGGAGAACUCUGCACCACCACUGCCCAAAACAGGGCCACCAGCUACAGUUCCAAGGAAAGUAUACCGUCAGGAUUUGGUUAUAAACGUAGAACCGGCAAGCAAUUUAACCCGGGACUAUCAGCGAUCCUUGAGUGGUGGCACCACCCGUAAGCCCAGUGAUUGGCGAAAGGAUGAAAAGUCAGAGAAGUCGGUUCGCGAUAAGAUCGCCAUGUUCUCGUCCAACAACGAACUGGAUGCCAUACCGCCAGCUCCGGCCACAGCUCCCAUAUCCAGCUCCUUCUCCCGCAAACCGUUGAACAGGAGCAGUGAAAACCUUCUGGACAGUUGCUCAGCAUCGUCGGCGCCUUCGCUUAAAACUCGCGCCAUGAGCGUGGAGAAUCUGAAUGAUGUCCAGCGGCAAUAUCAGUUGGCCAAACAGUUGCCCCAGUUGCAUGUGGCUGAUUCGAUGUAUUCCCUAAAUACAGCCACACCCACACAAAGCUACGCCUCGUUGCCGCGAAGGAGUCACGGAGGAUCGUAUUCCUCGGGUGUGGAGAGAAGGAUCAGUUUCUCGGGUGAAGGUGGAGAGGCGGCCAAUCGAAAGGCAGCCAUUACAAAUAUAUUGGAGCAGCGAAGGAGGAGUUUGUCGAAGCUGCGCGGUUUGGUGAUCCCCGAGAGACCCCAGCUACUGGAACCCAUCCUGGAUUUACCCGAGAUUAAGAGCCAGGUCAAGGCAGCCAGCGGGGAAGAUAGCACAGACAGUGGUUUGGGUGAGAGCCAUCGCAGUACGGUCAAUAGGAACAAUCAAGUGGGGGCAGGAAGUGCAGGUAGUAACUAUCGCAGCAUUUUCAACGCCAACCAGAGGAGACCCUUGGAACAGCAGCUCUCCCAACCGCCAGCCAAACCACCGAGGACAUCGCUGACGCCACUGCAGCCGAGAACUAUGAUGAUGCCACCACCACCGCCACCACUAGAUCAGGAAAGUGAUACAGAUUCGGUAUUCUCCCAUACCGCCAGAGUGGCCACUCCCCCCGAGAAGUUUGCCCUUACCAGAACCUUGAGUUCCGAGACCAACACAUCGAUAGCUAGUUCCAACACCUCUACUCUAACAUCUGGAUCUUCAGCGGGCUCUCAGGCCAGUUGCAGUUCUCUGGGCAGCACACCGGCGGUGGACUUAACCAGAAGAGUGCUCAAAAGUCAGGUGAUUAAUGGUGAACCCGUGGUUCUAUCAAGUCGCAAAAGUAUCCUGGCCUCGGCCAAAUGCCGCAGUGCCAAGAGUCGUGGCCAGGAGGAGGAUAACGAUAGUACUGAUGGAGAAGCGUGCUCAUUGGCCAAUCGUAGAAUGAAGCCCAUUUCCAGCUAUAAGCUCCAGCAGCAACAGAUCCAAUUGGGCAAACAGCUGGUGGUGGAUAAACUAAUCAAUGUGGCUGCCUACGUUGAACUAACCUCGGAUACGGACGACAGCAGCCGGAGAUCUGAUACGCCGGCCAAGAUCAGUGCCAUGUUCAUAGACGAGGAGCGUAAGGCCAGCUUCAAGGGAGAUCCCAAUCAACAGGCCAAGGUCAAAGUUGAGCAGGUCAAGCCCAUGGUACUACCAAUGGUGCUGCCCUCUCCGAAAAGAGAACCACUGAAGCAGCAAACCACCGCCGAAUUACGCGAGAAGUUCGAGAGGAGUGCUGCAGCUCAAGCUCAAACCCAAAACCACUCGCCAGUGAUCCAUAAGAUUGCCCAGAAGCCACAUCAUGAGCGAUUCUCCUCGCUGGACUCUCUGGCGUCUAGUUCCUCGGGCGUGAGUUCCACCACACAAAAUGUGAGCACCACCCAAGAGACGGCCACCGAAUUCGGCAGCUUUUCUUCGCUGGGCAGCAACCAGAGUUUGAUCACCGCCCAGGAUGUUCAACAAAUUGUCGAAGAGGCAGAUCCCCCACUAAAGACCCCCGAGGCGUUCAUCAUUGUCCUGCAAAGGGAUAAUCCCGAGAGUAGCAUCGGCAUCACUUUGGCCGGAGGGUCCGAUUACGAGGCUAAGGAAAUAACGAUCCACAAGAUCCUGAGCAACACGCCAGCUGCCAAGGAUGGACGUCUGAAGAAGGGAGAUCGCAUCCUCGCAGUCAACGGGAUGAGCAUGCGCGGACUAACGCAUCGCGAGUCUAUCAGUGUCUUAAAGACCCCCCGACCUGAGGUUGUGCUGGUAGUGACCCGCUCCGAGUCGCUCGUGGUGAAAGCCCUGACCAAGAAGCGAUCCUCUCUGGGAUCACUUAGUUCUCUGAACGAAAAGCCCACAGAGCUGGACUACGAACGCAAGAGGAACUAUCACAAGGCCUCUCGAUCUCUGGACUUGGACCUCGAUCUGGUGUCCAAUGAGGCUGGUGGCUCCCCAGUGGCCACCACUCCGAGCACCGGAUCCGUAAGCCCGCCGCAGCCGGCUAGUCUGCAUGACGAAGAUGCUGAAGCCACCAUUGCGGGAAUCCGUGCCAGGAGACAGUUGUCGCGCGGUGAUGCCGCCAAGCUCAGCACGAGUGAGCUUCUGGAGAGGGCAGCGGAAGCCAGAAAUGCUAUUGCUGCGGAGAUUCGAGCACAAGCUGAGGAUGCGGCGGCCAGUGGAGGAGGAGCUCGCUGCGUGGAGAUUGUCAAGGACAGCUGUGGUCUCGGUUUCUCCAUCGAAGGUGGCUUUGACUCGCCGCUUGGAAAUCGUCCCCUCAUUGUCAAAAAGGUGUUCAUGGGUGGUGCCGCCCAGAAGACCAACCAGGUGCGCAACGGUGACGAAAUCCUGAGCAUUAAUGGUGCCUCCACAUCGCGAAUGACACGGGUGGAUGCGUGGAACUACAUGAAGCAACUGCCGCUGGGACCGGUCAAGAUUUGUUUUGCCUAGAGAGAGGAUGGUCCGAAAUCCAUAGACAACGAAGGGGAAGAAUGCGCCACAAUUUUUAUUAGAUUUAAGCCAAUUAGCUUGGUUACCCCUUAACCGGUCUAACCUUUUGGGGGUCUUGCCAAUUCGAUGGAUCGAUGCUGCGAGCGAUUUGUUUUGCAUUUAAACGAACCUUUAAUUGUAUGCCUAAUUUUAUAGAUAUUUAAUUUAAAGUGCAAUUGUUUAAACUCUUACAACGUUUUGAUGCCCCAUUUACCUACCUACUUAACUGAUCGAUGUUUGUACAUAUAACUAAUCGAGACUAAUUUACGUAUUUAAACCUUUAAAACAAAUCGAAGCCAGCCCCUUGGGCAGUGCUAUUUCCUUAUACACAACUUAUUAAUCCACAAAACAUAACAAAAAAACAAUUAUAUUUUAUGCCAUAAAUUAUACGGGAACGUUAUACAUGUAUAUUAUUUUAAUAAUUAUUAUUUUAUUUAAUGAACAACAAAAACAAUGUUUACGUAUACAAAAGUAUUUGA